UUCACACCAAUGGACACGUUAUAAAUAACAAUUUUAAUAUAUCUGAGCGCUGAGUACUAUAAAUACUGUCAUGUGUUAGCCAAAAAGAACAUAACACAAAAUCCUCUUCUCUUCUUUAAUAACUUUUAGAAACACAAAUAAAAGUUUAAUUACUUUUAAGCCCAACAAAAAUGGGUUAUGCUAAAUCAGCCAUGCUGAUCUUCUUACUAGCAUUGGUCAUCGCAUCUUGUGCCACGGCCAUGGACAUGUCCGUUGUUUCCUCCAACGAUAACCACCACGUGACCGCCGGUCCCGGCCGCCGUCAGGGUAUUUUCGACGCUGAAGCCACCUUGAUGUUCGAGUCAUGGAUGGUCAAACAUGGGAAAGUGUACGACUCCGUUGCCGAGAAGGAACGGCGUUUAACUAUUUUUGAGGACAACCUCCGUUUUAUCACUAACCGGAACGCUGAGAAUCUCAGUUACCGGCUUGGUUUGAAUCGGUUUGCGGAUUUAUCUCUCCAUGAAUACGGAGAAAUUUGCCAUGGGGCUGAUCCAAGACCUCCUAGGAACCACGUCUUCAUGACUAGCAGCAACCGAUACAAGACUAGUGAUGGUGAUGUUCUUCCUAAGUCCGUUGACUGGAGAAACGAAGGCGCAGUGACUGAAGUCAAAGAUCAAGGCCUUUGCAGGAGUUGUUGGGCUUUCUCCACUGUGGGAGCAGUGGAAGGCUUAAACAAGAUUGUGACUGGAGAGCUAGUAACUUUGUCUGAGCAAGAUUUGAUCAAUUGUAACAAAGAAAACAAUGGUUGCGGAGGAGGCAAAGUCGAGACAGCCUAUGAGUUCAUCAUGAACAAUGGUGGUCUUGGUACCGACAACGAUUAUCCUUACAAAGCUCUCAAUGGAGUCUGCGAAGGCCGCCUCAAGGAAGACAACAAGAAUGUUAUGAUUGAUGGGUAUGAGAAUUUGCCUGCAAACGAUGAAGCCGCUCUCAUGAAAGCGGUUGCUCACCAGCCUGUGACUGCCGUUGUCGAUUCCAGCAGCCGAGAGUUUCAGCUUUAUGAAUCGGGAGUGUUUGACGGAACUUGCGGAACAAACCUAAACCAUGGUGUUGUUGUGGUCGGGUAUGGAACCGAGAAUGGUCGUGACUACUGGAUUGUGAAAAACUCGAGGGGCGACACAUGGGGGGAGGCUGGCUACAUGAAGAUGGCUCGCAACAUUGCCAAUCCAAGAGGCCUAUGUGGCAUCGCAAUGCGAGCUUCAUACCCUCUCAAGAACUCGUUUUCUACGGAUAAAGUUUCGGUUGCCUAAUAAUAUGAACUAAAUGUAUGCCAUGGAACGGAUCGGUUAAGCCAUUAUCGUUAUUCGACUUUGAAGGAAACUAAAAAAUAAUGUGGUCGAUUGGUUUGGUUUUGUUAUAUAUUAUGCAUUUGUAUGGGGGUCAGUCAAUGUUUGAACUUUGUAUAAUAUUUCUUUGGGUCUAGUGAUAAAUAUUUUCCCUUUUGCGAAAAAGGUACUUGUGUGAGACGAGAUUGAUGAGUGAUUCUGAAUUUGGGGAAUGAUAGUUCCCAACUACACUUUAAAUCCAGUGAUUAUAAAGCGUAUUAGAGAUUAUAAAUUAAGGUUACAAUUGAAUUUUUUUUAGAUUUAAUCGGAACUAGACCUAUGCCACUAACGAUGUUUAGUUAAUGUUAACUGAGUGCCGUCUUGGCAUUGUUUGAAACAAAUUUGGUAUUCAAAUCUUCAAUGAGAUAGUAUCAUACUACUAAAAAAUUGAAACUUAGGUCUUUUUUGGCAUUGUUUCCUUAUAUGGUUAAACAUUAAAUACUUACAUUUCUUCUUCUUGAUAUAUCGUAUGGUGGAGGUUAUAUCACCUCAUUUAUGUUUUGUAUUUAAGGAUCGGUGGUGGAGAUCUAUAACAUCAUUCAUGUUUGGUUCGUGUCUUUGUAGGGAGCUGUUGGGAGUUCUCGACACGAUGGUGACAAGGAGAAUUUAACACUUUGACUGAGCAAGACUUGAUUGAUUCAUUCUAAUAAAGAAAAUUAUGGUUGUGGAGGAGGCAAAAUCGAGACCGCGGAUGAGUUCAUAUAUAAGUAGCAAUGGUGGUCUUGGUAUCGACAAGUAUUAUCCAUAUAAGGCUGUUACUGGAGCUUGCGACGGCCCCUCAAGAUUGGUAGUUACAAACUUACAAUCAUAGAGAUUAGGUAUCAUGUCUAACAAAAAACAAAAGUAAUUCUUGAAAAAAUAAAAAUAAAUUGUAAGUAGCAUAUAAUACCAAGAAUGUUAUGAGUGAUAGUAUGAGAACCAGCCUGUGACUGUUGUCAUUGAUUCAAGCGAUCGGAAAUUUCACUUUAUUUAUCAAU
Arabidopsis thaliana (thale cress) is the source of this 2338-nucleotide messenger RNA. Its product is annotated as Papain family cysteine protease. The transcript is spliced from 4 exons. Bases 171 to 1286 code for a protein of 371 amino acids. Gene Ontology annotation, biological process: proteolysis. Gene Ontology annotation, molecular function: cysteine-type peptidase activity. The record is from RefSeq and is marked reviewed. NCBI's taxonomy places the organism in Eukaryota, Viridiplantae, Streptophyta, Magnoliopsida, Brassicales, Brassicaceae.